AGUUUCGAAUGUGAUAUCGAGACUGAGUGAUAAUGAAAAAAAACGACGAAACAACAUUACAAUUUAUGCGAAUGGUCGAUUAUGAACUCGAACGGUACGGCUUAUAUCCUCAAAUUCGCCCUUCACCGGAACUGCUGUGAGAAAUGCUCGGUUUUGAAUCUUAUAGAUCCUUUGUAAAUUACGACUGUUCGAAAAAUUCGACAUUUGACGCUAAAAAUCUGCGAUGCUCACAUUGUAUGCUAUUUGGUCCGUGUGCUUCAAUAUUCAUAUCCAAGGCUAUAUCAAGAACCUCAAAAGAAAAACUAAAUAAAACAUUUGAAGCGGUCGUUACAAAAGGCUCACCAGAUCCAUUUUUACAACAUUUGUUUGAACUUAUCGAAGACAUUGAUGAUACUGACAUGCGUCGCAUUGUGGAAACUGAAAUAAUAAAAUACGUCAAGGGGAUAAGUGAAUAGAAACCGCAGCAAGCAAAUGAUUAUUUUAGGGAAUUGAAUUCAAUUCUCGUUUUUACAACAAAACAAAUGAAGUAGUGAUCAGAAACAGUCUGUUUUUCUUUCGGACAUUUGGAGUCAAACUAUUGAGAAAAAAAUUACAUAGUUAUUCAGAGGAUAUUUUCAUUUUUUCAAUACUUUAUGAAGUACGUCGACAUAAAUAAACUAUAUUUCUCUGCAGAUAAACUUAUUAUUAUUGAAUGUAUGUGUCACAAUUCAUGAAGCUCCUCAGACACUGCAUAUAAUUUCAGAUCGUUCUGAAAUAUAUUUGAUUCAGUAAAAAACUGUAUUUUGUAUGAAAAAUGUCAUGUAUUUCCAAAAUUUUUGCAUCAGCCCAUUACUAUUCAGUUCUAUGUCUAAUCGUGAGACGUAGAAGGACGUCAGUUUUUUUUAAGUUUGAAAUAAUAAAAAGAAAAUAUGUUGUCGGUCGAUUUUGUUUGACUAAAAGAGAAGUAUGUUUCAUGGCAACUUGAAAUAUUAAAAAGAAUGCAAUUUUGCUUUAUUUUUAUCGCCACUCGUUGCAGUUGAGCUUGUGAAUAACGACCACCGUAUGGCUUAUUCUUUUAAAAAACAACAACAACAAAAAAGCAACCAUUGUAAAAACAUCACCAAUUGGUUGAGUAUAUUUGGAUAUGUUAUCUUUCACUUUGGAUUGCCUAUGUCUGUGACGAGAAAUAUUUCCGUAUCGCAAAACGCGGGAAUGUUCGGACUAAGGCGAGCAAAUUCCAUUCUGUCCACUAAUGCUAGUUCAUGACGCACAUUUUACGCAUUAAAAUCGCAUAAAUCGGUCUGUCUUUCUUUUUUGUUUUCUCUCAGGGAGAGGAAACAGUCCGUUUAGGCAUGGAACGACUGACGAAACAGUUGAACGCAAGAGUAUUCUUAGUGAAAAGAAUGGUCGAAUUUCUGCAGAAGAUUAUGAAUGGCAACGGUAAGCAUUAUAGGUUUAAUUUUGUAAUGGAAAAUUGAUAGUGUUACGUUCUCGUAUACUUACAUUGUCGUGAUAAGGAAAGAAAGAGACAAAGUAUAUAGUGCAAAAUGAAAACUGAAUUCGAUUCAUGAUUUAAAUAUACAUUAUUAAAUUUUAAAUAAUUUUCGUCAAAUUCGUGCCAAAACUUAAACCGCUUUUUUAUGAUGCUUGAUGGCUUCAAUUGGAUAAAUUGUAAAUUUUGAAUUUGGUACUAUCUUGUUUUGUCUCACUUAAAUGGACAUUUUUUCUAUUUUAUAAAUCUUUAGCAAAACAUAAUUAUGAUUGACAAGUGUUAUAUUGUAUUUGUCAUUUUGCAAUUUUUCUUUAAAACAUCAACAGUGCCAUCUAGAUCUUCAUAAGAUUUGUACAUUAUGAAUGGCGCUGUGAUGUAACGAAGAUAUACGAACCUCAUUUAUGCGAAAAAAAAAUUCUUACAUAUUUGAUUGUUUUGUAUUGAGUUAAAAACUGCGCAACCGUUUUUUUUUAUUGUAAUACUUGUCGGUUUUUAUGUUAAAUCUUUCAGCUCAUGUGACCUCAUUAUGCCGUCAACUUCUUCGCCAAAGCUACGACCAACCGAGAAUGUGCAUCUUUUUAAUUUGUUGUUCAAUUGAAAUGUACGCAAACAUAGACUGCUCAUUUUUGUGUAAACUUCUUUGCAUUUACGACUAUUCCAAGAAACUCAUUGAAUUCUCCACAUUGCACGUAAUUGGCAAGGAGAACUGCGUCGAACAGUUCAGUAACGUGUAUUUUGAUAUACGUUGAACUGUUUGGGAUUUCGUGUACUUAUGUUUUCAUGGUAAUUUGUCACGUCCCGAACGCAUUAGUUUCAAAUAAAAGUUUCGGAUCAGCGAAAUUGAGAUUUUACCAGGGAAGGGAACAUUGUCAUAUUGUACGUUGAGGAAAGAAUACUUGUUAUGUUAAAUUGCAGUUUGUUUUUGUUUGCCACAAUCGCGUACGUGUGAGUCCGGUUUAUUCAGCAGAUCAUAUUGACACGUUCAUAUAAUACAACCUAUAUUUGAGUUGAAAUUCACAUUCGAUCUUAUUUGUGUUUAACACUUGGUUCUGAACAGAAGUGCAUUGUAAUUGAUAAACUUGUGUUUGAAAGUGCAUUUGAAUUUGAAAAGUUGCCAUUUAAGUGAUAAAAAUGAAUAUCAAACGAUUGAAGGAAUACUUGUCAUCUCGUCCGAUUUCUGUUGUGCUAGACAAACUGAGUGAUGAUGAAAAAAACGACGAAAUAGCAUUAAAAUUUAUGAGCAUAGUGGAUUAUGAACUCGAACGAAAGAAUUUAUAUACUCGGAUACGUUCUACUAAUUUACCGAAAAUGCUCCAAGAGCUACUCGGAUUUAAAUCGUAUAAAUCUUUUGCGUAUUACGAAUAUAUAAACAACUCUAAAUUGGAUGGUAAAAACGUGCAGUGUCCUUAUUGUCAGCUAUUUGGUCCGUAUGCGUCAAUGUUAACGCACUUGGCAAUAAAUCACAACAUUUCCAUCGGAUAUAAAAUAUGUUUUUAUUGUCAUCAUUGGGAAUUGAAAGAUCAUUUUGACUCUGAAUCAUCGUUACAAAUUUGUUAUGAAAACUACUUACAACAACACGAAAUCUCCGACAUCGUUCGUGAUUCCUUUGCCGUGCAUCAAAUCAUCAAAGAUUUCUAUAGUGUUAUAAAACAAUUAUCGGUUUCUUUGGGUGUUGUGACACAAAGACAAAUACAUAGAUAUGCUGGCAAAGGAUUGGGUAAACCAGAAGAGAUUAAUGUUGAGCAUGGCGACGAUCUUUCAAGUACAACCACCGCUUAUAAACAAAAAGCUCCAAGGAAAAUUAUUUCAACGAUUCCGAAAAACAAACUCAAUAAAAUGUUUGUUGUAGCCAUUACAGCAAUGUGUGGCGGAGAAGCAUUAUUCAAAUUUAUGGAAGAGUCAUCAUCCAUAGAUUUGACCGACCCAGAAAUGCCUUCCAAUUGCGAUAACCCACGGCCGAGUACGAGCAAUGCGUCAGCCAGAAAUGAAAGGACGUUAAGCACAAAUACAACAACGCAUGAACAUCCUUUGUCCGAAUUUACAAAUCGAACAAAUACACCAGGGUUUGAUGAUCCCUUUAUAGCGUAUUUGUCUAGCCGUAUUCAAAGUAUCAGCGAUGCUGAUACACGUCGCAAUCUGGAAGAUCGUCUGCAAGCAGACGUCAGGGAAGCUGAACAUAAUCAACCACAGCGAAACCAAUAAUUAUUUAUGUAAGACAAUUGCAUUUGUCAAAUGUAGUUCAUUCGCAAUGUUUUUAAAACAAAUAAUGAUCGUAUCUAUAAGACGCUAUCACAUGUAUAUCUUUUCACAUCUUCUUAUAUUCCAUGAUUGUUAAAAAAAUAGCCUCUUUUCAUUUGGGAAAACUAAAUAAAAAAUUAUUUCGAAA
Messenger RNA from Sitodiplosis mosellana (orange wheat blossom midge), 3857 nucleotides. RefSeq lists its product as uncharacterized. The record is from RefSeq and is a predicted model, not a curated record. Bases 2603 to 3673 code for a protein of 356 amino acids. NCBI's taxonomy places the organism in Eukaryota, Metazoa, Arthropoda, Insecta, Diptera, Cecidomyiidae. The transcript has 2 exons.